Messenger RNA from Monoraphidium neglectum, 435 nucleotides. RefSeq lists its product as hypothetical. The coding region runs from base 1 to 435 and encodes 144 amino acids. Gene Ontology annotation, biological process: regulation of gene expression. The record is from RefSeq and is a predicted model, not a curated record. Gene Ontology annotation, molecular function: mRNA binding. The transcript has 4 exons. Lineage: Eukaryota; Viridiplantae; Chlorophyta; Chlorophyceae; Sphaeropleales; Selenastraceae. Gene Ontology annotation, cellular component: cytoplasm; nucleus.
AUGCGGCUGCCGCCAGACGCACCCAUCAAGCAGGAGAUCGACCUGCCCCGCAAGCUCGCGUCGAUCGUGCUGGGCGUGCGCGGCGCGACGGCCGGGCGGCUGCGGCGCGAGAGCGGGGCCAAGCUGCACGUGGUGGUCACAGAGAAGGACAACCCCCUGCAGAUCCUUGAGAUCGAGGGUCUGUUUGAGCAGGUUGCGCGCUGCGUGGGGCUGGUGCGGGACCUGCUGUCGCAGGAGGCCGGCAGGGAGGGCGCCAACGUCCGGCCGCGCCCCGAGGUGUCGAGCCGCUUCCUGGUGCUGUCCUCUGUCAUAGGGCCCUGCAUCAUCGGCAAGGGCGGGUCCCACGUGAAGUCCAUCAAGGACAAGACAGGCGCCAAGGUCGAGGUCACACGUGAGCGCCUGGGGGCCCGCGUUUCUUGGGCAGCGUUGCGAUGA